Neolamprologus brichardi is the source of this 741-nucleotide messenger RNA. RefSeq lists its product as uncharacterized. Lineage: Eukaryota; Metazoa; Chordata; Actinopteri; Cichliformes; Cichlidae. The record is from RefSeq and is a predicted model, not a curated record.
AUGGAGGAUCAAGAUAACGCAGCUGCAGAGCAGAACAACGACAGCACAGGAGGAGAGUCUGAAAACACGUCUGAAACACCUCCCAUCAAUGAGAGAAUGGCUCCUAAUCUCACACUUGUACUAAUUGGUGACCCAGAUUCCACUGAGAUCGGACCAAAGAACAUUUUCCUUGACCAUGACGACCAAACAAAUGUGGAACCAUUUUCCUCCAAUCUGUAUAAUCUGUGUGGUCGACACGUCUAUGUCAUUAACAUGCUCGGUCUACAAACAAAGAAAAUCCCUUUAAAUCAGGGAGUUCAUGCCUUUGUCUUACUAUUACCCAACACUCUGCAUAGCAGCCAGUACAGCUCAGGAGUGCAGUGGUUAGAGAGAACAUUUGGGAUUGGAGCACUUUGCUAUUUAAUCACAGUGGUAACUCACGAACCAGGUGAAACAUGUGAAAGUGCAUUAAAGGAGCUGAAAACUAACAUAGAGUUUAAUGAAAAAAGGUUCCACACAUGUAUCAGAAGUAUGAUGGAUGAAAAAGAUGUAGCAAAUUUGUUAGAAAAAAUAAAUGUCAUGGUCUCUGAAAAUGAUCCACAAAGCUACACUGGACUGAUGUGUGCUGAAGAUAAAGACCAAGAAGGACACCUGGAGGACAAAUCCCACAGAGAAGAAAGGAAAAACUCAACAAACGAAAGAGGUACCUGCCUGUCAGUUCUUAAAACAAACUCUUGCACUCAGCAGUGGGCUAACCUGUGA